CUAGUCGCUAGACAACCAGUCAGUGUCCUCUAAACUUGAGUAAAACAGAAGCUAAACUUUGAUAACGCUGCUAAAAAGUUACAGUAGUCGUCUAAUAUAAUAAUCGACAUGAUAUCUAAAUCUAAAGCAGCACGGAGGUUGACGUUUUCGCGUUGACGUGCACGCGUAGUUACAAAUGGACAGGACGCGCAGGUUCAUUUUUGCAAUAAUCUCAGCUGUUGUCCUAUGCAAACACUCCCAGGCUGAAUGGAAUGCCACAAAAGCCCCAGCGAAUGGGACUGUGUCCUGUGAACACCAUGCAAACAGCAGCAACUGCACAGAUUCAAAAGAUGAGCAGAAAUGGAGUGGACAUUUCUCUGCCUGUCCUAAAGAAUACAAGUAUUUCUGCAUUCAUGGUGCUUGCCGUUUCGUGGAGGAGCAGAACACGCCGUCAUGCAGAUGCGAAAAAGGAUAUAUUGGAGCAAGGUGUGAAUAUCUUGAUAUUGAUUUCCAUGUCGGAGACCGGAGGAAAAUAGUCAUUGCGUGUGUGGUCGCAGGACUGGUGUUUCUGAUUCUGCUCAUCGUUUUCAUAUGCGUCUGUACACAUAAACGAUAUAGACCAUGUAGAAAAAAGAAGAGAAAGAAGCAAACAAUUGAUGAAGAUGAGAAGCACACUCCGCUAAACACACAUGAAGGUGCUCCAGCUGACACAUCCAACACCAAUGCUGUAUGAAUGAUACAGUGAAGUGAUCCUGCCUGGCUUGGUAAUGGCCUGGAAAUGAGGACUUCUUCUGGAGGGUGAUGAAAGCAGAGAUUUACUGUAAUCCUGAGUGGACUUUCAAUGAACUCGCGUGAUAUGGUGUGUCAGGCAACCUUUGCCAUUCCCUCUGCUACUGUUUACCUCAUUCUUCAUGCCACUUUAUUCAUGCUUUCCAGUAGAAAAGGAUCUCACAGCUUCACGGUGGCUGUAAAUGUGAAAGCGUAUCAUAAUUUAAAAAUGUGAGGAGGUGGUGUACGACAUGCUGAAUGGAAACAAAGCCUGUCUUGGAUGGUUGAUAUAUGUUUGUAGUGCUUAUGAAACAAAGUUACAGUACGUUCAAUUUGGUGAGGUUGAAUAAUUAGUCAUAUUUCCAGUUUUAACAGUUUUUGAAAAUAGUUCUUCCGACAUUAUUGGACCAAAAUGUUCUCUUAAGUUUGAUUUAUUUAUUAGCAUGUAUAAAGAAAUGAUUUGUUUUUGUGUUGAACUAUAUUUAAAGAAAAAACCGAAGUCUGUUAAUAUAUACAUAUUUUUUGAUUCAUGAAGAGUUUUUAUAGAGCGAGAAGUAUUAGCUAGUUUUUCAGUCCUAUAUUUGGUCAUUAAUAUUUAUAACUCGGCAUCAAAAAAAAUUAGUUUCAUAAAUAAAGGGAAAGCGUUGUUAUUUGCGUUUUGUUAAGCACUGUUUGGAAAUAUUGUAUUUGUUGAUGUAGAGUUGCACUCACCAUUCAUUGUUAAAUCUAAA
Messenger RNA from Danio aesculapii, 1478 nucleotides. It is a transcript of the gene btc, whose product is annotated as betacellulin, epidermal growth factor family member. The record is from RefSeq and is a predicted model, not a curated record. The transcript has 6 exons. Bases 176 to 712 code for a protein of 178 amino acids. NCBI's taxonomy places the organism in Eukaryota, Metazoa, Chordata, Actinopteri, Cypriniformes, Danionidae. Gene Ontology annotation, biological process: positive regulation of mitotic nuclear division; epidermal growth factor receptor signaling pathway; positive regulation of cell population proliferation.